Messenger RNA from Zychaea mexicana, 1251 nucleotides. Its product is annotated as WD40-repeat-containing domain protein. The transcript has 6 exons. NCBI's taxonomy places the organism in Eukaryota, Fungi, Mucoromycota, Mucoromycetes, Mucorales, Lichtheimiaceae. Gene Ontology annotation, molecular function: translation regulator activity; protein kinase C binding; ribosome binding. Gene Ontology annotation, cellular component: cytosol; nucleus. The record is from RefSeq and is a predicted model, not a curated record. Bases 46 to 990 code for a protein of 314 amino acids. Gene Ontology annotation, biological process: positive regulation of protein phosphorylation; rescue of stalled cytosolic ribosome.
GUGAAUACUCUCUCUUUCACUUUCUUAUAUCACAGCACAUUCAUCAUGGACACACUCACUUUCCGCGGAGAACUUAAGGGCCACAACGGCUGGGUCACUUCGAUUGUUACGUCGGCCGAGGCACCAGACAUGAUUCUUUCCGCCUCGCGCGACAAGUCAAUCAUUGUUUGGCACAUUACGAGGGAUGAAAUUGACUAUGGAGUUCCUCGCAAAUCUCUCUUGGGUCACAACCACUUUGUCGAAGACUUGGCUAUCUCUUCCGAUGGUCAGUUUGCCUUGUCGGCUUCCUGGGACAAGACGCUUCGUCUCUGGGAUUUGAACACGGGUACCACCACCCGUCGCUUCGUGGGCCACACGAACGAUGUCAUGUCCGUGUCUUUCUCGGCUGACAACCGCCAGAUCGUGUCUGGCUCUCGCGACAAGUCCAUCAAGUUGUGGAACACUUUGGGUGAGUGCAAGUACAGCUUGACUGAAGAUGGUCAUCAAGACUGGGUCUCGUGUGUGCAAUUCUCGCCUAAUCCUGCCAACCCUGUCAUCGUUUCGGGUGGUUGGGACAAGGUUGUCAAGAUCUGGGACCUUACCAAACUCAAGCUGCGCUCGAACUUCAUCGGCCACAAUGGCUACGUCAACACUGUCACUGUUUCGCCUGAUGGUUCGUUGUGUGCUUCAGCCGGCAAGGAUGGCGUUGUCAUGCUGUGGGACCUGAAUGAUUCCAAGCAUCUCUACUCGCUCGAAGCCAAUGAUGUGGUCCAUGCACUUAUCUUCUCGCCUAACCGCUACUGGCUUUGCGCUGCCACUGGUUCGUCAAUCAAGGUCUGGGAUUUGGAGAACAAGAAAUUGGUUGAGGUGCUUCGCCCUACUUUCACUGCUACCAACAAGGUCCAGGAUCCUCAAUGCUUGUCGCUUGCCUGGUCUGCUGACGGCUCGACUUUGUUCUCUGGUCACUCUGACAACCUGGUCCGCGUCUGGCAAGUGUCGCGCACUUUGUAAAAACAAUGAACAAAGCACCGUCAUUCCUUUCCUCCAUCCUUUUUCUUCCUUUACUGUAUAUUGUAGUCCCAACCGGCUCUCUUCAUUUACCACUUUUGCCGCCACCUCCUUUGCCGGCUUCAAGGACGGCAUAGCUUUUCUUAUUUCAUAUGUCGUUAGCAGAUUUCCACUAUCCCCUUCCUCGCGCUCUUUCCUUUCUCUUCACGAAUCAGAGAAGCUAUCCAAAUUUAAUAUAACGCAUCCGUUGCUUCUUAUAUUGAA